AUGGCUCUUUCUGGGUCGAAGGAGUUUGUCGAUAUGCUUCUAGCUCGUGAAUUUACAAGUGCUGAUGAUCAGGUACUUAUUAUGAAUGGUUGUGAUGUUAGUGGACAUAGUUUUAAAGCGAAUGGUUUCUCAAAACCCGUUUUGGUACGAUCAAAAGAUGGUCUAAGACUUAAGGUCCCGCUAGACUCAUUCUCUCACACAGAUUUAACCAGGUUUAUAGAUCCUAGUACUCAGGUUGAUGUCAUCGAUGUUCGUCAGCAAGUCGAGAUACAAAUGACACUCCAAGAACUGGUUGAUCACUUUUCCUCACCUCGUCGACAGGUGCUGUUAAAUAUGCUGAGUCUGGAGUUUUCAAGAACCAGCCUGGCAAAGUUUGUACAUCCUCCGCAUGUCGUUUCGGAACUUAGUCUUGUCACAACCUGUUGGCCGGAAGAUGACCCUAACGACCUUAAAGAUAUCGAAUUUGUUGACGAGACUGCGCCAACUGUCCAGAAAUACUGUCUUUUAAGUAUGAAAGGCAGUUAUACUGACUUCCAUAUAGAUUUCGGUGGAUCGUCUGUUUGGUACCAUGUCAUGUGGGGCGAAAAGGUGUUUUACUUGAUGCCGCCUACACCCGAGUUUGUUUCUGCUUAUUGGCGAUGGUGUAUGAGCAGUAAUCAUAGGGCGACAUUCUUCCCAGACUUUGUGGCUAGUCUUCGGGAUCAAGAAUCGAAUAGUAACGUAAAUAGACCUACAGUUUACUGCCUUCGUAUUUUACCGGGCCAAACAAUCUUCCUACCAUCUGGUUGGAUCCACGCUGUUUACACGCCUUCUGAUUGUCUAGUUUUUGGAGGGAAUUUCCUGAGUGGAUUGCAUGUAUCUAUGCAACUCAGAAUUUAUCGCAUGGAACAAAAAUGUAAAACUCCAAUUAAAUUUCUUUUCCCCAAUUUUGAGAAAGUUCAUUGGUUUUAUAGCCAAUGUCUCCUGGACAGACUAACUAAUAACUUGACUGAUGGCGAAAUUCCGGUUAUUUUUGAUGUAGAAGCGGCUGAAUGCUUGGCUAAAGUUCUUCCUUUGUGGUAUUCUAAAAGACAUUUGCUCCCACCAGAAGAAAGAGAUUACUUUCUUCCGAAUCAAAGUCAGUUAGACAUGUUAUGUCCAAGUCUCAUUGAAAGACUGUCUGAGGUCGUAAAUUCAAUAUCUUCACGUUCAACAAAAAACUCAGAUUUUUUAGCAAAUUAUUCCAAAUCAGAGAUAUUUUCAAAGCAUUCCAAUUAUAGAUCUAAUGGACGAGCAAUUGAAAGCUGUUCAAAUUCUAAAAGUAUCGAAUGUUUGAACCGUGAGUUAGGUAAGGAAACUAACUGGGAACUUAAAGAUAGACAUAUUGGAGGUCUAGGUUGGAUGCCAAAUAGACAAACUUAUUUCAAAAAUUUACGUGAACCAAAGCGCUCGAUAAAAGGAAAUGAGAACGAGAAACAUGUUAUUAUUGAUGAUGCAGAUAUCCUUGAAGCACUUCCGGGUUUGGAAAAAAGUCGAUUAAUCGGAGACCAUUACUAUUUGACAUUAAGUGAUUCAGAAAGUGAUGAUGGCGAUAACGCUACAAUGAAAUCAAAAGCCGAAUGUUCGCUAACAAAAAAACAGAAGGGGAUAUCUACCUUAUAUCAAGCAAGUAGGAAAAGAAAGACUAAGAAUGAUGAUGGUGAUCCAACGUGGAGUAUGCCUAGUCCUACGCGUCGUAGAUUUAGUGCAACUAAAUGGAAGUCAAAGAGUUCAAAGCUUGUUUCUAAUUUAAAAAGAGAUAAAAAGUCAUUGCACCCUCUACUCAGUGAACUUAAUCCAUCAUCAUCGGGCUCGAGUGCUUUAAAACCUAAAGAUACUUCAACAUUGCAUCCGCAUAUGACAGUAAAUUCACAAAAACCACGAACUAAAUCCAAUACAACAGUUAGACAACGUCUUGCUAAACGUUUAGGCAUUUAA
Molecule: messenger RNA, 1956 nt
Organism: Schistosoma rodhaini
Lineage: Eukaryota; Metazoa; Platyhelminthes; Trematoda; Strigeidida; Schistosomatidae
Source: the annotation of a GenBank genome assembly